UAAUUUACUUUUCGUGUGCAUCGCAGAACUUAUCGUACAAAAAAGCCCACAUAACACCUUUAUCAAUGAUUCCAAAAAUCCUGGUUGUUGGAAUUCUUUUAAUUCACCAAUCACAAGGGCAGCCGCCUCAGCAGAUUACCAAAGCCGUAGCAUGUUUCAAUAUCGGAAAUGAGAAAAGUGGGGUUAACGGUGUCCUGGAAAUUUAUCAAGAUCCUUCCGGAUCAGCAGUUUAUAUUACUGGUCAAAUAUCUGGAUUACAGCCAAACACAGUUCACGGAUUUCAUGUACAUCAAUUUGGCGACGUUAGGCAAGGGUGCGAUUCUCUUGGAGGUCAUUUCAACCCCUGGAAUCAAUCCCACGGUGGACCGUGGGAUUAUGCAAGACACGUCGGCGACUUGGGAAAUAUCAAAGCAGACGCCACUGGUCAGGCUACCGUGAACAUCUGGGAUUCUCUGAUUUCACUUAACGGAGUUAAUUCUAUUGUUGGGAGAGGUUUUGCAAUUCAUGAAAAAGAAGAUGAUCUUGGCAGAGGAUCGAAUCCGGAGAGUCGUAUGAAUGGAAAUUCCGGCCCCAGGAUUGCAUGUGGUAUCAUUGGUGUCCUCUAAAUUUUUGUAGUACAUAAUUUGUGGCUAAUUUAAUUUUAACUUGAAUAUGUCCGACAUCAAAAGUGGAAAGUAAAUAAAAAUUUUCCACGCUAAA
Folsomia candida is the source of this 699-nucleotide messenger RNA. Its product is annotated as superoxide dismutase [Cu-Zn]. The coding region runs from base 66 to 605 and encodes 179 amino acids. The transcript has 3 exons. Gene Ontology annotation, biological process: removal of superoxide radicals. Lineage: Eukaryota; Metazoa; Arthropoda; Collembola; Entomobryomorpha; Isotomidae. The record is from RefSeq and is a predicted model, not a curated record. Gene Ontology annotation, molecular function: superoxide dismutase activity; copper ion binding.